AGCGGUCGUGUCACCCCGGAGUAAACAGAGCAGAACUCGUUCAUUCCUAUCUGUCUCCUGCGCCAUCCUGAUAGCUUCCUCUCUUUUCUCUUCCCAUAUCUUCCGCUAUAUUCCCCCCAUGUGCUGCCACACCCUACUAUCGCGAUCCCAGUGAGAUGCCGUGGACAGUCACAAAUUCGUUUAAGAGGGGCCUCAUGAAAACAUACGGGAGACCGGUGCGGCGCGUCCACGAUGACAACGUACUCCAUGCUGCUAAGAAACGACGCGUAGAGGCAGCGGACGACUCGGACGACGCCGAGUCCAACCUGCAAUAUGCCAUCCGCGAGUCGUCGGCUGUCGUGGCCGCGUCGAGUCCGUCGCGGCGCAAUUCAGUCAUCUUCUCUGAAGCCACGCAAGAAGAUGAUCUCUCCACGCCGCCAUCGUCGCCGCCACCUCCACGUGUGACUCCGCCGCCUGCGAACACGCGGAAACCGACUUUUUCAUUCUUGAAGCGCAAGAAAUCUACUAUAAAGGAAUCAACAAACGGAGCUCCGUUGACUGAAGUCAACUCCAACAGCGUCCGCUCUCUGACCGAUCAACCGAAGAAAAGCCAGCAACAGCCGCAAUCUCAUCAACAACGCCCGCAGCAGCCGCCAGUGUUGAAGCAGUUACAGAUUGAUGCCGGCAUCAAUGUGCGGCGAAGCUGCAACCUAUGUGGCAUGGAAUAUGUCCCCUCCAAUGCCGAGGAUUCCGACCUACAUGAUAAGUUCCAUUCGAUGAAUGCGGUGGGGAUUGAUCUGGGGAAGGCCUUUGUGAAGGCCAAUGCGUCGCGCUGGGUUUAUGAAGCGACACGAUGCCGUGAUGGUUAUAUUGUGAUUGUCGACAGGAAGGCUUCUGUGGCGGCAAGAAGCCAAGCGAAGAAGGUUCUCGACGUGGUUAAUAAGGAGUUAUCGUCGCCAGCUAUCGACGAGCCCCAGCUGUGGAGCCAAGUCGAACCCCCGAAUCGUUUUCGCAAAAACGGCAAGAAAGAGGAGACCGAUCGGUACAAGGUGUUCCUCCAUAUGAAAGACAGCAAAUGUAUGGGGCUAUGUCUCGCCGAACGGAUAUGGGAGGCGCAUCCCGUCAAACUGGACGCGACAAAUAGCGAUAACAAACAUAAAAGCUCCUCGAUCAGCACACAAGAUAUACUAGACCCAGCCAUCGUCGGCGUCUCGCGGAUAUGGACAUGCGGCUCUGCAAGGCGGAAGGGAAUUGCAAUGGAUUUGUUGGAUUGUGUCGUAAGCAAUUUUAUCUACGGCCUAGACCUGCCGAAAGAGCAAAUUGCAUUCACACAGCCUACAGAAAGCGGCGUGCGCCUGUCCGAGAGUUUUUUCGGUGUGCGCGAGCCGUGGCACGUAUAUAGCGAAAGCUCGAAUUCAUGACGAAACAAACCUAUAAAUGUAUUAUUGAGAUGCGCUGAGCUGGCUUAAUACCCGGCUGAGACGCGACGGGGGAUUCAUAUUUUUUUAUUAUCUCGAGCAACAUGGUGGCUAUAGAAGCCCACGACCAUAUACGCGAAAUUGUACUAUAUUUCGGAGUUUUAUCGUUUUAUUUUCCUGGCAUGCCACGCCACCGAAUUA
Molecule: messenger RNA, 1598 nt
Organism: Talaromyces proteolyticus
Lineage: Eukaryota; Fungi; Ascomycota; Eurotiomycetes; Eurotiales; Trichocomaceae
Product: putative sister chromatid cohesion acetyltransferase Eco1
Exons: 2
Coding region: 156-1400 (414 amino acids)
Biological process (GO): mitotic sister chromatid cohesion
Cellular component (GO): nucleus; chromatin
Molecular function (GO): protein-lysine-acetyltransferase activity
Source: RefSeq, a predicted model, not a curated record